AUGUCCGCCAUGUCGUCACGAGAUAUCUCCACGGAGUCGUUAUCGUUGACGGCGUCCUCGCGCUCGGCAGCGAAGGCAGACGGAGCGGCCGUGCCGGCCUUGACGUUCGUAGUGAUACCCGCACGGGUGGCGAAGCAGAAUAUUGAGGAGGUCCUGCGUCGCGGCAGUCCUAGUACGCGCGGUCUGCACAGCAUCAGUCCCCUGGCUCCCAACGCAGCCCGAACACCUCCCGCGGAUUCGCGGGGACCACCGCGGUACCUUCGCGCUCGAGGGAUCACCCCAUCUCCCGCAGCAUCCUCGGCGAGAGGUAGGCGCGAGGUGCGAGAGCCACCACAGUCGAGGCAGAACAGUCGGCGUCGGCGCCCCUUCUCACGCAGACGUGGUGAUCGGCACAGCAGCAGCAGGGGCAGCAGCCACCGUCAUCAAGGCGAGGGGAAGCAAGGCAAGGCACAAACUGCCUCGCCACCACAGCCGCAGUCUUCCGAGGCCGCCAGCAGUGACUCUCAAACCCCGAAGAGCCGCGAGAUGACAGCACCGCCGCAGCUUGCCGUGCCCGCGCAGCUGUCGAACUUGCUGCUACCCCUGCCGCAAAACCACCGGCAACUCGCUCCUAGCGACAACCAGUGCGGCAAUCAGGCCCAGCAGGAGGUGCAGCGGCGAGACCGUCUUUCGCAACCAGAUGACUCGGGCAGCGCGGUCGCAGAAACGCAGGAGCAGGAGCAGGAGUGUUCGGCUCGAGCGCCGUCGCCGCGGUCAAAAAGCCCUGCUAGCGCCCACGCCUCAUCCCUGCACAAAUGCAACGGCACGACGGCAGCGGCGGCACGGGCACCGGCUCGCAGAAGUCAUGUGGUGGACAUGGUGCUCACCAUACCGCGGCUGUCGCCUGCUCAAGCCUCCCCCUUUGCACCUUCGAAGCAGCCGCAGCGCACUCGGAGGACCGGCGAGGACUUCCGCCAUGGUAGCUCCGUUCAGCCCGCAGCCUGGCAGCAGCAACUCUCGAAGCGUCCACUUCAGGUUGGCAUCCCCGGUCGCGUUGGUGUUCCUGGCAAGGGUUCCGCGGCAGCGGUGGUGACGCCGUCAGCCGCACAGCGUGGCACGGCCCUUUCCACAUCCCCACAGCUCGUUAGCACCUCACCCAUCGCGCGCUCCUACGUGGUGCAGUCCUUCUCGAGUCAUCUACCGGGCGAGUCGACGGUGCUGCUCGGGGCUCACCAUCGCGGAGGUCCGAGCCCGUCGUCUACGCCGCCGCCGUCGUCUCAGGCGGUCGGCCCCAGCGCUGGCGUUGCCGCUGCCACUUCAAUGCCGGCCGUCGUAAUCGAGGUGGCGGUCGUGGCCGCCGCCGCGCCAUCGCUGCCUGAGCCAGAGGUGCUGCAGCGCUACGAAGAUAUGCUUCGCCAGUGGCAUGCCGGCAACAGUAACGGCUGUAGCGGUGGUGCGCCUCGUCAUGACGGCCGCGAGGCGCAGCAGUGGUACACCCACAACGACCUCUCGGCCGCGUUUGAUCUCAUUGUGCACAUUCAACUUGCUGCUGCCGCCGCCGUCACGGUCAGUGACAUCAAGGACGAGGUGGAGCUGCGCACUGGCUUGCCAGCCGCGCAGCAGUGUCUUGUAUACGACGCCGUCUUGCUGCAGGACUGUCUACCCGUCUGCCUGCUUCCGUCGGCCGCUGACGACGACGGCGUUGAUGAUGAACGAGGUGCCGCCAUGGGACGAAGUGCAGGCCCCGACUACUGGAGACUUGUGUGCGUGCCGCUGUCGAGCGCCUCAUCGCCAGCGGCGAUGGCGCGGCAGACUCGUCGGAUCGAGUCUCCGCCGCGAGCGGUGGCGUCGCCGGCAGCAGCAACCGAUGCCACGCGCUACGACGACGGCGGAGACGAAGCUGCGGCAGCACUUCGGUCCCUGCUGUCGGUGUCUCCUGUACGACCGAGGACACAAACCUCUCGCGCAGCAGAGGCGACCGCGACGUCGCCCCCGCGGCGGCCUGGCGCUGUCCCUUUCACCCUCUCCAACGGCACGACAGUCACCGCGUCAACAGCGGCAACGGCGGGCCAUACAGAGCAAGUGGUCUCCGAGCACAUCAACCGUCUGCGACUUCUGUACCUGAGCAACGCGGAGAUGAGUGAUCAGUUCGGUAGGGCGGACUUGGGUUUCCCCGUGGCUGCUGUGGAGAGGGCACCAGAGCACGCGGAUCCGUCCACCGCGGCGAUGGCCGGGGUGCGCCCACCGACGCGGCCGCAGCGAGACCUCUUGCUCUCCCCGCUGAGGGAGGCGCCCGCUGUUGGUGCCGAACACUAUCGAACUCGCUUCGGUCUGUCCUCAUCCGCGGCGCCGAUCUCAUCCGCCUGUACGCCACCGCCUCCACGUCGCACGGAACUGAGCGACGCGUUGAUUGCUGCUCUUCCGCCUCCACCAGUGCGCCGUCCGGUCACUCUGCCGUACGAGUCCAUCAAGACGCUCUCCUGGAAGCCCUCUGUGCACCAGACGCAGCCGGCGCAGAUCACCGCCAGCAGCAGCGUCGGAGCGGGUACCAACGGUGGCAAUGGCGGUGGCGGCGUCGAUGCAAGCUGGAUGAGCUCACUCAACGCAUCCUUCUCCUCCGAUGCCGCUGCGGCGGUGAUGAUGUGA
Molecule: messenger RNA, 2625 nt
Organism: Leishmania major strain Friedlin
Lineage: Eukaryota; Euglenozoa; Kinetoplastea; Trypanosomatida; Trypanosomatidae
Exons: 1
Coding region: 1-2625 (874 amino acids)
Molecular function (GO): protein binding
Source: RefSeq, a predicted model, not a curated record